GGUGAACAAUUGAAGAAAGCUUUGCGCUGGCAGCUUUACAACUGUUAAAUCACUUUUUAUUGACUGGCUUCAACCGUCUGAUUGCUCAAAACUCACGCGAGUGUUCAACAUGACGCGUUUGAUGCCUCAGCCUUCCGAAACGCCAAGUCAACGAAUGAGAAAUACGGGAGGCCAAGGCAAGCGCCACUGCUGGGAAUGCCGUCGACGAUGCUUAGUAUGUGACUCUGAAGAGCCUGGAUGCAAGAGAUGCCAUAAAUCAGGCAUACCAUGUCCAGGUUAUGGCGAGGAGAAGCCUACCAGACUGAAGUGGAUCACGCCCGGCAGAGUCGUAUCUCGUGACCAGAAACACAAGAAAACUUUACGGCGGAAGAAUCAAGACGACUAUGAGGAAAUAACAGCAGAAAUGAUAAGGGAGUUAACUCCGGUUGGAAAAUACGCGCGUAUAACAAUUCCACGCAUUGAGAUCAACGACGAAGUCCAGGUCAUCGCACAAGCCCUCGAGUACUUCAACUCUUGCAUAUACGCAGACUUAGCCCCAAUCCACGAUUUUGGCCAGAAUCCUUUUCUUUACCGGAUCUCGAUAAAGCAUCUCCAAGCUGCGCAUCUAAGCCCUGAUUAUCUGAAGUAUGGCAUGUUGUGCAUGAUUAUGAGCCACCGAAUCAACCAAACGAACAACGCCCUUCAGCUCAAACCCUUAAUGGAGAAGUUCUAUUUCUAUUGGGGCCUCGCUGUCCGAUCCCUGAAUGAGUACCUCAACAUGGAAGACAAGCGAGCCGGCAAUACAAUUAUUGCUGGAAUAUUGACACUUUUACUUGCAGACAUCCACCAAGGGAGGUCGCUUGAUUGGCGAUGCCAUUUACGCGCAAUAUACAGACUGAUUACGUUACGUGGCGGAUUCUACGUACUGUAUAAGUCAAUGAGCAUGAAGCCGUUGAUGCUAUGCUUUUGGUUUAUUGCAGUAAUUGGGGACACUACGUGUCCGGCUUCAGACCUCUUUAUGGAAAAUUUACAUGUUGAGGCUCUGAGCUUCUUACUUGAAAAAUACAGCAUCAUGGCAUCUCAAAUUCAUCUAUGCCCGAUCCAGCUGUUUCCCGAAAUCUUCAAAAUCAACCACUUGCGCAUGCAAGGUGCAAGGCCUGAUCUUUUUGACGCCAAAGCCCUCCAGGAGGUGGCUUAUGAAAUAUUGGAGCGCAUCAACUCCUUUUCGCCCCAGAAGUUGGCUGAAUCUAAACACUCAUGCCAUGAAGACUGGGUAUUAGUAGGCAAGGCGUAUCAGGCUGCUGUUGCGCUAUACUGCAUUCUGUCACUACAGAGUUUAUCAGUUCUUCCUCAGUCUUCAGCCCUGCGAAGACAAUGUGCUGAGCAUGGAGAACUAUUGCAAGUCCUUCUCAAAGAAGCACUCGCUAGCAGAAGGCUGAAGAGGUUCAUGGUUUGGCCGCUGGUUGUACUUGGAGUAGAAGCCGUUCAUGGCGGCGAGGCAAUGCGCACCUUUGUUGCUAAUCAGUUGACGGAACUUAGCCAUGACGCCGGUACCUAUGUUCCACUCACUGCAAAACGAGCUCUUGAAGAGUUUUGGAGCUCUGGAGAAACUCGCUGGGAUGAUUGUUUCGAUAGGCCGUACAUCUUCACGCUACAGAUUGCUGUGGAUACAAGCCGCCUCAUGCCGCUGUAUAAGUGAUCCUUCAGACAUCUAUUAAAAGCAACGAGAAUCUAUUAAUAAUAGGGCUAAUCAGAAUAUAUCAGAGUUUC
Trichoderma atroviride IMI 206040 is the source of this 1749-nucleotide messenger RNA. RefSeq lists its product as uncharacterized. The record is from RefSeq and is a predicted model, not a curated record. Gene Ontology annotation, biological process: positive regulation of transcription by RNA polymerase II. Gene Ontology annotation, molecular function: DNA-binding transcription factor activity, RNA polymerase II-specific; transcription cis-regulatory region binding; zinc ion binding. Gene Ontology annotation, cellular component: nucleus. NCBI's taxonomy places the organism in Eukaryota, Fungi, Ascomycota, Sordariomycetes, Hypocreales, Hypocreaceae.